GCUUGAAAAAAUUUUGUGCGUCCGAACUCCGAAGAUAGUGUUUUUUUUUUUUGUUUGGUUGGCAAUGGAGACGGCGCUGCAAAGCACUGGGAUGUUAACGAAAGAGCAAAUGGUGUAUCUCUUUGAUCGAUUCGAUUACUUGACAUCGCAAUCUGAUGUGAAGAAACGAAUCGCCGAUGCUGUGGAGGAUAAACAGGAAGCUGUAGCGGUAACAACUGCAGUUCAAGAGGAGAUAUUCUUGGAGAUGGGAAUUGACCCGGGAUUUGGUAUUGGGUGCUUGGGAAAGCUGAACUCUGCAUACGAAAAUGAUAAAGAGUUGAUGAUUGGUUUCUACAAAUUCCUCGCUAGGGAGGAGAUGGCAUGUGAAGAAGCUGAGCUAGGACCAGAUGGAUUUGAACAGAAAAUGAUAGCACAACAGCAAUUACAAGAACAGCAACUAGAGAUGCUUAAGUACAUGCGUAAAUUUCCUCUAGAUGACCAAUCUGCUAUCCUUCAAAAGCUUCAAAAGCAACUAGAAAGUGCGGAUUUUGAGCCUGAGGCGUCACUUUUGUCACGAGAGAAUAUAGAGGAAGCAGGGAGAAGAAGAGUGUCACCUGUAUUUGGCAGCAGAUAGCUUUUUCAGUUCUCACAAGUUACUUCAAUUUCUAUACUCAAAGUCUCUCUUGUCUCUUGCCAUCUCCAUACACUCUUUUUUAACGUUAAUUUUCAAAAAGAAGAACUUGCAUUAAAUUCUUCUUUGUACUGUUAA
This is a messenger RNA of Camelina sativa (false flax), 748 nucleotides long. RefSeq lists its product as uncharacterized. The record is from RefSeq and is a predicted model, not a curated record. Lineage: Eukaryota; Viridiplantae; Streptophyta; Magnoliopsida; Brassicales; Brassicaceae.